AUGUUAUUCGUUAAGAGAUAUUUAAGGACUUCAAAUUGUCUAAGACAUUUUAUUAGAAAACCUGCAAUUGAUAUAAAAUAUGUGUUAAAGAAUAGUGAUUUAUAUAAAAAUUCUGUUUUAAAAAGGGAGUUGGUUAACACAGAUGUACUAAUUAAGGAUUUGAAUGAAUUACCCCAAUGUUAUCGAAAUUUGAAUGGCUUAGAUAACCAAAUUAAUCAGGUUCAAAAGACAAGAAAUCAACUAGAAAAGAAAGUCAAAUCCAAUAAGGAUGAAUUAAAAUUUCUCUUGCCACAAAUUCAAGAGUUAAAGAGUAAGUUUAAGGAUCUACAGAAAAAAAGAUCAGAGUUAUAUGCUCGUUUGGAAUCUACUUACACGUCACUACCGAAUCUACUGCAUCCUUCUGUACCACCAAAUGAGCCGGAAAUUGUUCAAUGGAUUAAUAAACCAAUCAAUAUCAAUCAUUCUCUAAAUCAUGUAGAUAUUAUGACAAAAAAGGGAUUAUUGGAUUUAGAACAAGCAUCAAUAACUUCAGGUACGUCUUCAUAUUAUUUAAUUGGUGAUGCUGCUUUAUUAGAAAGGGCGCUGAUAAAUUAUGCUGUUGAUCUAGCCCAAAAAAAAGAAUUCAUAUUUGUAUUACCUCCAAGUUUAACUAGAUUAGGAAUAAUCGAAGCUUGUGGGUUCAGACCUAGAGAUAUGAAUGGCGAGGAACAAAUAUAUAAGACAGGUAAAGACAAAGAGAUGGGUCUUGUUGCUACUGCAGAAAUAACAUUGGCUGCCAUGGGGUUCAAUAAGAUUAUGAAUCUCCCCCAAGGAAACGUACAAAAAUUUGUUGGAUUAAGUAGAUCAUAUAGAGCGGAAGCUGGCGCAAGAGGUAAAGAUACAAAGGGUUUGUAUAGAGUACACGAAUUUAGUAAAGUAGAAUUAUUUUGUUGGUGUGAUCCAGCCAAAGGUGAUCAGGUAUUAGAGUCAUUGAAGGAAUUUCAGAUAGAUAUUAUUCAAUCAUUAGGUCUCUAUGGUAAAGUUUUGAAUAUGCCAGCAAAUGAUUUAGGUAACCCAGCAUAUAAGAAAUACGAUAUAGAAGUGUGGAUGCCAGGCAGAGGAUCAUUUGGUGAAGUAAGCAGUGCAUCUAACUGUAGGGAUUUUCAAAGUAGAAGAUUGAAUAGUAAAUUCAGAAAAGAAGAUGGUUCUUUGGAGUAUAUAUAUACCUUGAAUGGUACUGCAAUGGCAGUUCCCAGAGUAAUUGUAGCAAUUGUUGAGAAUUUUUAUGAUCAAAAUACAAAUACAAUUAGGAUUCCUGAACCAUUAAUUUCAUACAUGAAUGGGAAAAAGUAUAUAUAA
This is a messenger RNA of Arxiozyma heterogenica, 1338 nucleotides long. RefSeq names its product putative serine--tRNA ligase DIA4 (gene DIA4). Gene Ontology annotation, cellular component: mitochondrion. The transcript has a single exon. Lineage: Eukaryota; Fungi; Ascomycota; Saccharomycetes; Saccharomycetales; Saccharomycetaceae. Gene Ontology annotation, biological process: mitochondrial seryl-tRNA aminoacylation. Gene Ontology annotation, molecular function: serine-tRNA ligase activity; ATP binding; tRNA binding. The coding region runs from base 1 to 1338 and encodes 445 amino acids. The record is from RefSeq and is a predicted model, not a curated record.